AAACGGGGGAAUGGGAGGAAAGGGGAAUGCGGGGACAGACCCUUGUCAACAGGAUUGACACUGGAUGAGGAGAGAUGUGAGGAUGAGGGGAUAAUUGGAAGUACCAGAAUCCCACAGGCCUCUUUUCCCAUCAUCCCCACCACCACCACAUCUGCACCCCACCCCUACUCACCCCAGGCCCUGGUCUUUAAAACUGAGCCCUGUGUAUGCCUCAUAGCACAGGUGACACUGGUACUUACAAUCCUUAUCCCUGGAACGAGGCCUUGGUACCCUGACUCCACAGUCGAGGGAGCCCAGUGGCCAAGGUCUCAGCCCUGGGUACCUGCUCAGUCUGCUCAGGUGGCUCCCAGAGCCCUCUCUUCUUUCCCGACUCCAUACAGAAGAUGGUAAUGACAGAGACCAGCACUGCACACCCCACUCCCUGAAAACAAGCAACUGAUGCUAACACCCAGACUCACCAGACUCGCCCUCCACCACCCACCCUGGUACCAUCUGGGUACAGAUAAUAAUUUUCAGAGACAAUUUGGGGGUGGGCUAAUUUAGGAGUGAAGUAGGAGGGGCUGUUGUUGGGCCCGGGGUACUGUUUGAAGCCCUGGGGUGUGUUAGACAGCUGCGGCACUGAGUGUGGUCUCUACCCACAGGGACAGGUUAAAAAGAGCCCGAGAGGGCUCCUGACAUUGCAGGUGAGCUGGGUGCAUGAGUUGAGCUCCCCACUCUCACCCCAUCUCAGUCAGGGGAAGACGGCCAUCAAUACACUUAGGGAUGCGUGGAUAGGUGCAUGUCCACACAAAGUCCCCUCACCAAUAAGAGCCUCCGUCACUGGGUCAGACUUGGGCUCCUCACAGCUUUCUUCAUAAGCAGGCAUUGGUGGUCUUUCUUCUUAAGCCUGCUUUGGGGGUCUGCGCAGUGUUCACGUUUAGCUAGUCUUGUUACCACGGUUCAGCUGGGAUCUCUGUUGUUCCUCUCUGACAUCCACCAAUCAGCCUCUACCAUCCCCUGAGGUAAUGCGUGAUCCCUGCUGUUUGAGACAUUGUCCAGCCAGCUUAGGGCAGCACAGCCUCUGCCCCACUGGGUCCUCGUGAUGACGAUGCAUUCACCCAGACUUGUCUUUUUGCCUUGUUGUACGUGCCUUUUUUCCCCCUUUUAAAACAUUAAUUUUUAUUUUUAAAAUAUGUUAUGUGUAUGUACAUGCACUCGGGAGCCUGCAAAGUUCAGAAGAGGCAUCAGAUCGCUAGGGACUGGGGUUACAGAUGGUUGUGAGCCACCGUGUGGGUUCUGGUGAACCCGAGGCCUCUCUCUGCAAGGGCAAUAAAUGCUUUUUGACUGUGGGGGCCAUCUCUCUGGGCCCAGUUUAUUUUUAUUUUAUGUGGAUGAAUGCCUUUCCUGCAUGGAUGUGCCUGUACCACUCACAUGCCUGCCACCUGAAGAAGCAGAAUACGGCACCAGAACCCCUGAAAUCGGAGUGACGGGCAGCUGUGAGCUGCAGUGUCAGUGCUGGGAACUGAACCCAGCUCCUCUGCAAGAGCAUCGAGUGCUCUUAACCACUGAGGAAACUCUCCAGCCCUUCUCUCUUCCUCCCCUCCCCCUCUCAGAUUCACAUGUUGCCCAGGGUAACCUAAAACCUGCCAUGUAGCCAAGGAUGGACUUGAACUCCCCCUGCCUCCAUCUCCCAAGAGCCAGGGUUAUAGGCAUGUGCCACCACAAGUGGGUUUCUGAUGUGGUUGGGUCUGGACCUUUUGCACUCUGGCCUCCUUAACCCUCUUUGCUUUGUAUUUGGAACUGAGUCCAGUCUCUCUUGCUAACUCUAAGGCCCGGGUACAGUGAUCCCUACAGGAAGGUCCCUUGAAGAAAGCGCCUCUUGCUUUUCCUCGGCUAGUGUUGUUAGAUAACAUUUCCCUUAGCAUCUUCCAGCUGGGGAUGGAGAGAGCUUCAGACUUGCUUCAGAGACUUCCGGGCAUAUCAAAGACCUUUAAAGCCCUAUGUCGCUGGCCUCCCCAAAUCCAAGACAUGGCAGAUGGGGCACAGGCCAACCCCAAAGGGUUCAGGAAGAAGGCGCUGGUUAAACACCCCACUGCAUGGAAGAGGCCAAGCCUCAGGGCCUCGUCUCCUUUCAGAACCUCCAGGUCCAGCCUGGGUAUGAAGAAAUUCUUUGCCAUCGCAGUCCUGGCCGGCAGUGUUGUGUCCGUCGCCCACGGCAGCCUGUUGAACCUGAAGUUCAUGGUGGAAGCUAUCACCCACAAAAACGCCAUCCUGUCCUUUGUGGGCUACGGCUGCUACUGCGGGCUAGGGGGGCGCGGCAAGCCCAUGGAUGAGGUGGACUGGUGCUGUCAUGCCCACGACUGUUGCUAUCAGAAGCUCUUUGACCAAGGCUGCCGCCCCUAUGUGGACCACUAUGACCACAGAAUUGAGAAUGACACAGUGAUUGUCUGCAGUGAACUCAAUGAGACAGAGUGUGACAAGCAGACGUGUGACUGUGACAAGAACCUGACUCUGUGCCUCAAGGACCAGCCAUACAGGGACAGGCACCGAGGCUACCUCAAUGUCUAUUGCCAGGGUCCCACACCCAACUGCAGCAUCUAUGACCCGUACCCGGAGGAAGUCACCUGUGGAUACGGCUUCCCAUCGACCCCUGUCUCAACCUAGCCCGGCUGAGGUCUGAGAGAAAAAAGGGUGGAGGGUCUGACUGGGGUCUACAUCGGAUGUGUGGGGCCACAUAGGGCCCAGUGCUGUCUUGGGGCUCCCUCCCAGGACUGUAGUUAGCUCAGAAAACUCUAGAAGGCCAGGGCUUAUCUGUGGCCAUCACUUGGUCAGUCUCACAUUCAGCAGCUGGGUCAGGUCUUAGCAGGAAACACACGACCUGCUGGGGUCUCUCCUGGAUAUGGAAGGAAAGGAUAUGGCCCCAGCUCACCUCCCAGAACCUUUGAGACCAGCACAGGCCUGGAACCACACUCGGGAAGGCAGAAUGCCAGGCUGAGACCUGGGUUCUAGGAGCCCCUGGACCUCCACAAGAUGAAUGAAGGAGUCAUCUCUUCUUUGAGGAGGACGUGUGACUCUCUAGAGUCCCACUCACAGAGUGGGGGGCCCCAUCCAGUCCUCUAGGCCCAAAGCCUGACCUCUGUUACCCAGAGUGCCUCUGGGCAGGCUCCAAGGGCACAGGGAUCCCAUAUACAGAGUAGCUGCACAUACAGGAACUGGGCGGGGGUGGUCACACAUCCAUAGUUCUUCCUACCCCUCUGACUCCUGCACAGAGUGGUGUGUUUCCCACUGUGCCCUUACCCCACCUAAAUUCAGAGUGACAAGCUAGGGGGUACCCGGAGCUCUCAUUACGUAUGCAGGGAGAGGCGGAUUCAGACUGUCUCUGGGAAAGACACUAAGGUUUAGGUUGAAAGGAGGAAAAAAAAAAGUCUAAUCAGGAGACUGAGAGGAAAACUUGG
Molecule: messenger RNA, 3434 nt
Organism: Myodes glareolus (Bank vole)
Lineage: Eukaryota; Metazoa; Chordata; Mammalia; Rodentia; Cricetidae
Source: RefSeq, a predicted model, not a curated record